AAUGGGUCUUCUCAGCAUCAUCAGAAAAAUCAAGCGCAAGGAAAAGGAGAUGCGGAUUCUCAUGGUUGGCCUGGACAACUCGGGUAAGACAACUAUUGUGCUCAAGAUAAAUGGAGAGGACACCAGUGUCAUUAGCCCUACACUUGGCUUUAAUAUCAAGACCAUCCAGUACCAAAAGUACUCGCUGAACAUAUGGGAUGUCGGGGGACAGAAGACCAUCCGUUCAUAUUGGAGGAACUACUUCGAGCAGACUGACGGCCUAGUUUGGGUGGUUGAUAGCUCUGAUGUCCGAAGGCUGGAUGACUGUCGCGCUGAGCUCCACAAUCUCCUGAAAGAAGAGAGACUAGCUGGAUCAUCGUUGUUGGUGUUUGCAAAUAAACAAGACAUUCAGGGCGCUCUGAAGCCCGACGAAAUCGCCAAGGUUCUGAACCUUGAAGUGAUGAACAAGGACCGUCAGUGGAAGAUCGUGGGGUGCAGCGCCUACAGCGGCGAGGGUCUGCUCCAGGGUUUCGACUGGCUUGUGCAGGACAUUGCCUCCCGCAUCUACGUCCUCGACUGAAACAAACAUAU
Messenger RNA from Lolium perenne, 570 nucleotides. Its product is annotated as ADP-ribosylation factor-like protein 2. The record is from RefSeq and is a predicted model, not a curated record. NCBI's taxonomy places the organism in Eukaryota, Viridiplantae, Streptophyta, Magnoliopsida, Poales, Poaceae. Gene Ontology annotation, molecular function: GTPase activity; GTP binding.